AUGUCCGACUUCACUGCUCCCGGAGCCCCCGGCACCAACAACGCCGCUCCUCCGAUGAACGGCAACUCCGAGGCCAACUUCCAGGCCCCCACCGCCCUUGUUCAGCCCGGCACCAACGAGGCCAGCAAGACCCUGUGGAUGGGCGAGAUGGAAGGUUGGAUGGACGAGAACUUCAUCAAGAACGUUUUCACCACUGUCCUCGGCGAGAACGUUCAGGUCAAGGUCAUUCGCGAUCGCAACUCUGGUAACGCCGGUUACUGCUUCAUCGAGUUUGCCAGCGCCGAGGCCGCUCAGAAGGCCCUUAACCUCAACGGCACUCCCGUCCCCAACAGCAACCGCGCCUUCAAGCUUAACUGGGCUUCUGGUGGUGGCUUGAUUGACCGUCGCGAUGACCGUGGCCCCGAGUAUAGCAUCUUCGUCGGCGAUCUGGGUCCCGAGGUCAAUGAGUUUGUCCUCGUCUCUCUCUUCCAGUCUCGCUUCCCGUCCUGCAAGUCUGCUAAGAUCAUGACCGAUGCCAUGACCGGUCAAUCCCGCGGCUACGGAUUUGUUCGCUUUUCAGACGAAGGAGAUCAGCAGAGGGCGCUCGUCGAGAUGCAAGGCGUUUAUUGUGGCAACCGUCCGAUGAGAAUCAGCACCGCGACUCCCAAGACUAGAACUCACCAGUACGGCGCUCAUGCUCCUCACGCCGCCAACGCAAUGAUGGCGCCCGUUCCCGCCCAUGCGGCCAACAUGCAGUGGGGAGUUCCGCCCCAGCCCUACUAUUCCGGCUUCAACCCCAUGCAGCCGAUGAACCAGUUUACCGACCCUAACAACACGACUGUUUUCGUCGGCGGCCUCUCCGGCUACGUCACCGAGGACGAGCUCCGCUCUUUCUUCCAAGGAUUCGGCGAAAUCACCUACGUCAAGAUCCCUCCCGGCAAGGGAUGCGGUUUCGUUCAGUUUGUCCACCGCCACGCUGCGGAAAUGGCAAUCAAUCAGAUGCAGGGUUACCCGAUCGGUAACUCGCGUGUCCGCCUUUCCUGGGGUCGCUCCCAGAACAACUCCGGCGUCGGUACCCCCUAUCGCCCCGCCCCUCCCCCCCCUCACUACAUGGGCCCUCCUCCCCCGCCGGCCCUGCUGGUCCUUACGGCGCUCCCCACUUCGGCGGCAACGGUGGACCGCCCCCUGCUUUGCUCCUCCCCCGACUUUUUCUGCGGCACCUUCUCCGGCUGUCUUCAUGCCUCCGGCUCCGGCCGGCCUAACUGCUCCCGAGCCUUUCCCGGUUACGGAGCUGACCUGGCCCCGCCCCCUCCAGCCGAGCCUUUCCCUUACCACAGCACCCGUCGUGCGGGCCCCCGGAUCCCCUCCGCGACUCAGGAGGCAGCCAAUGGACGCCCCCAACAGCGUGGUAGCACAGUUGCUAGCCGCGGCAGAGUUGCCAGUCGUACUGGCACCGGCCGCAUCACCAGCGGUCGGGUGUGCAAGCUCACCACUACCGGACCCAGUGGUCCAAGUGGCCGAGGUGGCAGAGGUGGCCGAGGUGGCCGCUUCUUCCGCCGCGGCGGAGUGAAAUAG
This is a messenger RNA of Sordaria macrospora k-hell, 1554 nucleotides long. RefSeq lists its product as uncharacterized. Gene Ontology annotation, cellular component: cytosol. The record is from RefSeq and is a predicted model, not a curated record. Gene Ontology annotation, molecular function: mRNA binding. Lineage: Eukaryota; Fungi; Ascomycota; Sordariomycetes; Sordariales; Sordariaceae. Gene Ontology annotation, biological process: mRNA splice site recognition.